AUGAAAGUUCAUUGCAAAUCAGGAGACAACGAUAUGGGUUGGCAUGUGAGGAAAUACGGAGGAGAGUACGGUUUUAAUUUCAAGGAUCAUAUACUUGAUAAAACACUUUAUUGGUGCAACAUCUGGUCAGGUCCUAAUUUCAGUAAGAAUGCUUCUUUCGUCGCGUACGAAGGUAAGCAGUAUGAACACAGACAGAAUUGGAUAAGAUGGUCGAUAAGGGGAGAUGGUAUUUAUCAAUCUAUCAAUGGUGCAACGCCUUGGAAAUUCAAGUAUCAUUGGUAUGGUAAACUUUAA
Messenger RNA from Eruca vesicaria subsp. sativa (arugula), 294 nucleotides. The record is from the annotation of a GenBank genome assembly. NCBI's taxonomy places the organism in Eukaryota, Viridiplantae, Streptophyta, Magnoliopsida, Brassicales, Brassicaceae.